This is a messenger RNA of Saccoglossus kowalevskii, 834 nucleotides long. RefSeq names its product putative aminopeptidase W07G4.4. Gene Ontology annotation, biological process: proteolysis. Lineage: Eukaryota; Metazoa; Hemichordata; Enteropneusta; Harrimaniidae. Gene Ontology annotation, cellular component: cytoplasm. The record is from RefSeq and is a predicted model, not a curated record. Gene Ontology annotation, molecular function: manganese ion binding; metalloaminopeptidase activity.
AUGUACAAACCGUUAACGUGUGACGUGGUUGCCACGACCAACUGCGAUGAUGCGUCAUAUGACGGAAUUGUGUUAGUAAUAGACACAGUUGCCAAUAUUCCGUCUAGUCUGGGAUUUCUAAAAACGCCACUUCAGGAAUUGAUGCAGAUUGACAGUGCAGUUGAAAAAGAUGUAAUUUUAAUGAAAUUGGUCGAUCAUGCGAUCACUAGACUGAUAUUCGCACCCACGGGACCUUUGAAUAGAGAUUAUGACGAUGUCAGAAGAUUUGGUGAAGCUGCUUGUGCUGGCCUUAAAAGGGCUUUGAAAGCGGGGUGUAAAUCUCCAUUGCUCGUGUGCCCACCAAAUUCGAAUUAUGACCAGGCAGUACUGGUGUCCGUACUAGGAGCUCUGAGUGCAGUAUACGUGCCAUUGGAACUUAGAGAAGAUGUACCGAGUAAAGCCAGCAAAGCUGAUAAGAUAGGUGUAUGGUCAGAAGAUGGGGACGUUGGGAAGAAAAUCGUACAUCAGGCUUCAGCAAUUGAAAGUGGCAGGAUUGUCUACCGUGAUAUUGGUGGAUCUGAUCCCGAGCGUAUGGCACCCAAAAAAGUUGAAGAAUAUGUACAAGACGUCUUCAAAGAUACAUGUAUUCAGUUGAACGUGAUCUCAGAUGAAGAUACUCUGGCGAAAGAGUACCCAUUACAUGCCGCUGUUAAUAGAUGUGCCCGUCACAUAGACCGUCACAAAGGAAGAAUAAUCGAAUUAGAGUAUAAAGGAGAAGGUGACAUCAAACAGACGCCUAUGAUUGUUGGCAAGGUGGAUUAUCUGCACACUUACAUGGGAGAGAACUUCCAGUGA